AUGAAGAUCCAAGAUCGUCUGUACUGGCUUCUAAAAAGUGACGAGUCGACUAUUAGUGAUAUAUGGCUUGAUAAGGGUUCGCCUUUACUGGCUCUUUGGCAAGUGAGUAGGACCCAGUUAACUGGCCCUUUGGCAAGUGUUAGUGUUGUUACUGGCUUUUUGGAAGUGUCAAGUCGGAACUUGGAAUUAUCGACUUUUGAUGAAUUAAUUAAAUACACCAACGAAGAAGUUGCGUCGUUCGUAGGUGCCGAUAAUUACCGCUACGUCGUUAUGGAGUACCGCCGAGUAGAAGUCGCGUUAGUACUAGUGAUUAGGUCGUUGUUGUUGUCAUCGGAGCCGUCGAGUAGGUCGUUAAUGCCCACCGGAAAUUAUGAAAUAGAUAAAUGGGAAAUUUUUGGAGUUGUUGAAAAAUGUCUAGCAACAAGUCCUCCAGAUCCAAAUCCACCACCACCAGCGGGUCCUCCAGGUAUAUUUGAAUAA
Messenger RNA from Dentiscutata erythropus, 480 nucleotides. The record is from the annotation of a GenBank genome assembly. Lineage: Eukaryota; Fungi; Glomeromycota; Glomeromycetes; Diversisporales; Gigasporaceae.